UCUCGCUACCCCGGCUUUGCCGGAGCUCUGUCUCUUCUCUGCAGUCUGGCGUGUCGCUGACUGAGAAGUUGAGAGAAGAGUGUGCCGCCUUUCAAAUCGCCGUUUUGUCGGUGGCUUGGCCAGUUUGACGCCUCGGAGACCGGCGUCUCAAUCGACCUUUGCUGUGCUUGCGGAUGAGAAGAGGUGACACCGCUGACAGCGUUCAGAAGCCCAACUGAGCAUCCCUAAUUACAGUGACUUUUUUUUCUUUUUCCGCCCGACCCAGACGCGUGUGUCUGAGUGAAAAUAGCUCGCGACAGCAUCGUAGGACGUUAAACUCGAUUAACCCCCCGUGUGAACCAGAAAUUGAUUUUGCGGAGCGAAGUGUUGGCUUCCUCUUUGCUGUUUCGAUCCUUAAACGACUGACGUUUUUGUCACUUCCGGGUGACUUGCAUCAACCGGGCAAGUCGUCACUCGAUGAUGUUGACACUUUCAUUCGUGCCGCAUGAUCCACGCCAAAGGAUUUUAAGUCGCGCUGACUUUUGUGUGUGUACUGCAGUGUGACGCUGUUCUCCACCCUCCCCUGGAUACAUUUCCGUCUGGAUUCGGUGGAAUUCGUGCCCCGUGAAGCACCACCCUAUCAAACAGGAAAUCAAGACCCAGCCUUGUUUUUUAUUUGGGUGGUACUACGUGAGCGCUAAUCGAAACUGCGUGGUUUGUGUCGAGACUUAUGGCGUAGAGCAACUGCUUCUGCAAUUUUAUCCACCUGGUGCAGUGACUUCUAAAAUAGAACAACCUGUGUUCUGAAAUACGCCACGGAAUAUAAACAGCUUUAAGUACGGUCGGUGAACAUUGUCCUUAUUUUUGCGAGCAAUCGCUGUGUUGUGCAUACUCUAGUGGAUUCCAAUGGAUUCCCUUCUGCUGACAAAUAAAAACUAGUGCGGACGAAGACACUAUCUCACACUAUCGCUUCGGGAAAGACUGACGUCGUUUUAAGGGUGAUGACGCUUCCUAGAGGAAUUCUGCACGGUGCCCCCACUUGAAGGAACGAUACGCAACACAGAAGGAUUGCCCGGUUGGCAACUCAACGUGAGGAUUGAGACAUCGCAGAACUGGCUCAUCAGGUCACGACCAGGCCGUUCUUACAACAGCAUAAUUUCAAAGGUUGUGAAACCAUGGAGACCGAUGCAGAGGACCACAAUUACAGGCACCGCUCUGGACUCGAUGGCGGCCGCGUGAGUGGCAUAAGCGUCACCGAGCGAAGCGCUGGAGGGGACAUCUUCCAAAUCACCGGAAAUGGCCCUGCGCGGCUGUCAUCCGAAGGCAAGCGGCACGCGCAGGACCACGGUCGGCACCACCACCAUAAUCAGCAGCAGCAUCAUCACCAUCACCAGGGCCAACACCGGCAGUCCUGCAGUCGUCACUCGAUCGAUGGCACGUGCCGAAACAACAAUAUCCUCGUCUCUCCCACGGAUUUCUUCCAACUGGAGCAGGUGGACGAGAAGUCCAGAAGAGGGCUGAGCCUGGGCAACCUGUUCUCCACGGGCAACCACCACGCUUACACGGCGCUUACCAGAGCUCUGGACUCUGGAAGUUCGCUCAAGUCGCCGCUCGAUUCUUGUGGCGAGUCCUGCAUCCUGGACACGAGCGGCAGUACGACGGCGUUGCUGGAGACCGUGGAAAAAAGCAGUCGCGCGGGAGGCCGAGCCAAAAAGAGGAGCCUCGGAGACGAGCAAGACGACUGCUGUGACUCGGCCUUCCCCGCCGGCUGGAACUGGCCGGCCAUCCGGAUCGGCUGCCUCCUGCUCUGCGUGUCCUGCCUGGUCGCCGUGCUGUGCAUCGUCGUGGGCGUCCUGCUGCUCCGGCCUUCGUCCUGCGACCCUCCCAGGCAGUGGUGGCAGGGUGCUGUGAUGUACGAAGUGUUCGUCGCCUCGUUCGUAGACUCUGACGGAGACGGGUUUGGCGACUUCCAGGGUCUCUUGUCGCGGCUUGACUAUAUACGCCACCGAAUCGGAGCGUCGGCCAUCCGGCUGACGUCGGUUUUCAGCGCACUCGACUACCCACUUGAGUAUGAGCACAUCAUUGAUUUCGACAACGUCGACCCGCACCUGGGUCAUAUGGAGGAUUUUGGGGCGUUCGUCCAGAGGGCGCAUGAAGUCGGCCUCCGAGUGGUGCUGGACAUCAACCCCACGGUGACAAGCGACCAACACUCGUGGGCUGCCCAUUGGCUACUUGACCCAUACGGGGAGUACGCCAACUACUACGUGCUCGCGAAUGAAUCAGCAAUAAUGAACAAUGGCGUCGACGAAUGGGAGGACGCUGACGACGACGAUCGGCGCGACCCCCAGCGGCCAUUCGGGAACCAACUGUACCUGAACUGGUCUCACCCAGAAGUACAGCGGCAAGUGAUGCGCUCACUGUCCGUCUGGCUGGAAAAAGGAGUAGACGGAUUCAACCUAAAACAUCUGGACAGGUUGCAGGUUUCGGAUGACCGCGAGCUCUACGAGGUUCUUCUCGCUUGGCGCCGACUUCUGGACGAGCAGGACUACGCCGACGAGCGUGGCCGAAUCCUCAUGACGUCCGUCAACCUCGCCCAGGAGCUGGCCGACAGGGACUCUCUUUUCACCCAGCCAAUCACCGCCCUCUUCGACCUCUUCGAUGUCCACGUGCCCCUCGAGGGUGGGCCGGACAAUGUCACCCAGAUCAUGGCGUCGCGUUACGCGCACGUCACGCAGCAGAUGAGACUCGAUGGCCGCGGCACUCGUGGUGCAGUACUUACCGACGAGAACGCCACUGGUGUGCACAGCGGCAGUGAACGACACUGUGGUGGAGUUGUUAACAUGGCAGCGGACCCCUGGUUGAGCUGGAACCUUGGUGAUUCGGAGAGUCCGCGGCUGGCGUCGAGACUCGUAGACGUCGACCCACUGGCUGCCCUCUUCACCCUCUGGGGCAUGCCGGGAACGGUGUCUUUGUUCUACGGUGACGAGAUCGGCAUGAAAGAUUCACUUGACCAGUCGACCGGACGUCCGUUCCGGACGGGCCAGCUGGGACCGAUGCAGUGGAGCGACGCGACCCACGCCAACUUUUCUUCUCCGGCCGCACGGCCGUGGAUGCCGGCUCAUCCGGACCACGUCAUCAGGAACGUCGACAAUGCCAGCGAAGUCAUCGACACACUCGCCAGGGCCGCGGAACUCAGAAGCACCGUGGUCACGCUGUACAUGGCGGGUGUGCCGUCGCUUCGACACCGACGGUGCAACACGAGGCUCGUGCGCCGCUGCGGAGAGGUGUUCGCCAUCGAACGUUUCUAUCCGCGUCGCGCCCGCUACGCUGUGGUGGCGAACUUUGCGCCCAGAGGAGUGACCCGUGACCUCUCUGACCUCGGCUUCGAAGGCAACGUGGUGGCGGGAACGUGCUCCAGCCUCCCGACCCGUGUCAACUUUCGCGAGCUCUACUUGGAGCCUGGUGAGGCGCUCUACGUGGAGAUCACCAGUUGAAGAGCGAGACGGAAACUUUCGAGGUGACGCAACGUGAAAGGUCAUUCCACCCACUGCAAACAGACGUGUUCGUUGUCGGACCAGCCUUGCGCGAGUCGUCGUGUGUGAACUUUUGGGCGGCAGCGACGCUAGUUCUCGUUCAUGUUGAGGAGUGCUUCGAGAGUGCCAUUUGAGAAAAGGAGCGGUCGGUGGUGAUGUGAAUAGACAGUGAUUGCACUGACUACUCGUAGCAGUUCUUUUUUGGUCGGGCCAUUCUUUCGUGAAACAUCACAUGUGAACAUUUCGGGGGUCAUGACGAGAGAGUCCGUUCGUAUGAAGAAGGUUCGUUGACACAGGUAUUUGAUGCGGUAGUGACCCGGCGUAACUGUCAUUAUACCUGCUCAGUCAAGAACUGCAUGUGAGGCCAUGUUCGCGUGAAUCAUGGCUCGCACACGCUUGGCGGCAUUUACAACAGAAUUGGCUCGUGCAGCGGAUUGCCUCGAGACAACCAUUGGACACAAUUGA
This is a messenger RNA of Dermacentor albipictus, 3977 nucleotides long. Its product is annotated as maltase 2-like. Lineage: Eukaryota; Metazoa; Arthropoda; Arachnida; Ixodida; Ixodidae. The record is from RefSeq and is a predicted model, not a curated record. Gene Ontology annotation, biological process: carbohydrate metabolic process.